Messenger RNA from Leucoraja erinaceus (little skate), 8314 nucleotides. Its product is annotated as adhesion G protein-coupled receptor F5-like. The coding region runs from base 76 to 3144 and encodes 1022 amino acids. Gene Ontology annotation, cellular component: membrane. The record is from RefSeq and is a predicted model, not a curated record. Gene Ontology annotation, molecular function: G protein-coupled receptor activity. Gene Ontology annotation, biological process: cell surface receptor signaling pathway; G protein-coupled receptor signaling pathway. The transcript has 14 exons. NCBI's taxonomy places the organism in Eukaryota, Metazoa, Chordata, Chondrichthyes, Rajiformes, Rajidae.
AUACGACAUGCCAAAAGAUUUUACUAUGCAGACUUAAAUUUUGAAUUAGUUAGGCUUAGAGCUAUUGCUGAAUAUAUGAAGAAAAUGAUUUAUCCUGUUACUGUUAAAAUCCCUGGAAGAGAUGAUUUUCUUGUCAUCCUGAAUGUUAACAUCACAACUGAAUGCAAAUACGUGGGGAAUGGAAGCAAGUGCACUUUCUGGAAUGAAACUUUGCAAAAGUAUAGUGAAUUUUGCAAAGAUUUGCCAGAAUGCUCACAUACAUCCACGUCUAACUGUAAUGACUUGACCACGGAUGAAAUAGGAUUCUGCCGAGAGGAUGUUUCCAGUCUAAUACAAAAAGUUACGGCAAAAGGCACCUUUACAAUGAAUCGGGAAUACCUUGAUGACUUUCGAAAUAAGUCAUCAGAAGCUUAUCAAGAUCUUAACAAUAACCUUACGGCAUCGCUUGCCAAGUCUUUCAGUAACCUGAAGGGGUUCCAGUGUGUCAAAAUACUGCAGUUUCGCAAAGGAAGCCUCAUUGUGGAGUUUGAAUUGAACAUCAAUGGAGAAUUAUCAUCCAAGGAUUUUUUAAGGCAAGCCGAAGAUGCGAUUUCUCUGAUUGGGAGCGAGGCUGACAGCGAUUCCUUGAAACUGAAAGUUCAUGGGCUACUGAAGAUGGAAGUCUAUCCUGAGGUCAUUCGUUAUAAGGGUGUUGUAAAUCUGUCAUGUAUCAUUAAGGGCAGGGUUGAUGAAUCAAAAUGGUUCAUCAGGGCAUCAAGAGAGAAGGAAGAUGCCCCCAUUGCUGAACGUCUUUAUGUCUUGGACGAAGGUGAUCAACGCUCUGUCAGCAAACUUUCGAUAAACGCAACUGCAAUUUGGAAAGGGAAAUACACCUGUUCUAUGAGUGUAUUUAACGGAUCAAUUGUACAGGAAGUCCAGAGAGAAGUACAAUUUUAUCUUCUCCCUGAUGAGAUUAUAGUAACUCCAUCAAAUUACACGAGACUUUCAGAUUCACAACCAAAUCACAACUUCUCUAAUGAUGUUCAGUGCUGCAUCAAGCAGGACAAUGAAGCAUAUGAUGUUACAUUGGAAUCAGAUACCAACAAUUUUGCAACAGAUUCAGGAGGAAAUCCGAAAACUCUCAAUAACCAAACAUGUUGGACAUUUACAUUACAUUGCACAGUCCAGACCACUACUGAAUUUAAAUGCAAUUUUACAAAUCGUGCAAAUAUAAGCACAAGUGAAAAUUUCAGACUUAUUUUCCUAAAUGAAAGUAAUACAAAAUGCCCACCUGACAAGAACGGAAAUUACAUUUGGCCCACUACACAAGCCAACUCGUAUGCAGAAUCCAAUUCCACGUGCGAAGAAGGAAAUGUUGGGAAAAUAAUAAGAAACUGUGAUGAAAAAGGCCAAUGGCAGAACGUGUUUAAAAAUUGUACUUUCGUAAAACUAUUGAAAUUAUGGGACAUUUCAGAGGAGAUCAAGCAAGGACGUGGUAAUGUGACAAAAGUGGUCACAGAAGUAUUGGAUGAGUUAAAAGAUACCAUGAAAGCCACAGGAAUUACCAUUGCAAAUAAUCGCGCUUCCGUUAAAAUUCUGGAUUCAAUUUCUCAGGCAGUAAAUAACUCAAAUUCUGAAGUUUCUUUCACGGAGGUGUCAAACUUCCUUUCAAUUGCGAGUACACUAAUUGAACAGAAACUCCGAACAGCUGAAGAUGCACAGAUUCAGAAUUCUGAUACAAGCACGUUAAUGAUAUCCAUUGAAACAUUUGCCACAGCAAUGGAUUCCACUGAGAAAGAUAGGAAUCAAUCUCUUCAACAAAUUCAGCUAAAAGCAAUUGAAUUUGAUGCUCGUUCCACAGAUUAUUAUUAUGUGAACUUCUCUGGGAAUAGCACUGCCACAUUAAAUGUGACUGGUUGGGGAAACUUAUCAAAUAAUGUCAGAAUAUCUAACCUUCUUUUUGCAGAUUUGGAUAAGGUUUUACCCUCAACAGAAGAAGACCUGAUAGUGAACAGCCAGAUUUUAACAUCAACAAUCAUUUCAACGAGUAAUCGAACCAAUAAGAUAAGCCCUCUUAUCAAGCUUACAUUGUCUCCAAAAACUCUACCAGCUAAUCUGAAAACCGCAAGAUGUGUGUUUUGGGAUUACAGAGUCAUCAACAAUACGCAAAUAGGCUGGUCAUCCAACGGCUGUAACACAACAACGAUUGAAAGUAACAUACUUUGCACAUGUAACCAUUUAACAUCGUUUGCUGUGCUUAUGUCGCCAAAUCCCAAACUCAUUCCAUUUAUUGAUGAACUGACCUACAUUGGGUUAAGCAUUUCAAUUAUGUCACUAUUAAUUUGUAUCACUAUUGAAAAGAUAACGUGGAAGACAGUUACUAAAAGUAGCAUUGCCUAUUCACGGCACAUAACCCAGCUUAACACUGCUGUCGCUUUACUGCUUGCUCAGAUUUCAUUUCUAAUAGGUUCAACUAAAUAUAUAAAAAUGCAAGAUGACUUAUGUACAGUUGCUACAAUUUUCACUCAUUUUUUCUUCCUCUCCACGUUCUUUUGGACAUUAAAUCAAAGUCUAACACUCUUGCAUCAGAUUAUCUUUGUUUUCCACCACAUCGGGAGGUUAACCUUUAUAUCAUUUUGUUUUCUCAUUGGCUAUGGCGGUCCAUUGGCCAUAGUAAUUGCUACAACCACAAGUUUCCUGAAGAAAGACAUGUACAAGAGAAAAGACAACUGUUGGCUAAAUGCCACGCUGAAUCACAAAUUCUCUGCAUUUUUAACAUUCAUCAUACCUGUCGGAUGCAUUAUUGCCAUCAAUAUAAUUAUCCUGACAAUAGUCAUUUUGAAACUGCUGAGGCCAAAUAUUUCUGAAGGAUUAAAGCAGGAAAAAGAAGCAAUAAAGAAAAUCAUGAAGGCCGUCCUUAUUUUCACUCCAACAUUUGGAUUGACAUGGAUCGUUGGAUUUGCCCUGCUUAAGAAUAAUAGUGAUUUUUUACACUAUGCUUUUGUUCUAUUAAACUCAUUCCAGGGCUUGUUUAUUCUAUUAGCUGCUGGAUUCACAGAAAAGAAGAUAAGAGAAGCCUUAGUUAACCAUUUCAAGCCGAUGGUUUCCCGCACUACAUCUGAGAAUGUCCAAACAAAACACUCUUUUCAAUCAUCUACAAAAUAAGGUGAGUAAAGUUGGUGAUGAAAGCUUCAAAAUGUAACAAAGACAAUAAAUGUACAGAACAAGAGAAGGCCAUUUGCUCUAUCAGAGUUGUUUUUCAGUUUGGCAAUUUAGCAAGGACAGCAGUAAAUCUGUCUUAGGGUAGAUUCUGCUUUUAACGAUCAAUGUAGGUUCAGUUUCCUACCUAACCUCUCCCUUCUGCUCAGGCCCAUGAGUCCCGGCAAUAUCCACAUUAAUUUUUUCUGCACUCUUUUCAGCUUAAUAACAUCCUUCUUAUAGCAGGGUGACCAAAACUAAGCCCAUACUCCAAAUGUGGCCUCACCAACAUCUUAUAUAAAUGUAACAUAACAUCCUAACUUCUAUACUUAGUACCCUGACAGAUGAAGGCCAAUGUACUAAAACCUUCUUUACCACCCUAUAUAUCUGUGAUGCCAUUUUCAAGGAAAUUGAGAAAAUAUGUUAAAGGUAUGAUGGAAUGACAGAUAAAACAUAUAUAGAUUAGAAAAUCAAUGUAACAAAAAGCUAUACUAUGCAUUUUUUUAAGACCCAGAUUAGGGAAUCAAGAACUAGAGGACAUAGGUCUAAAGUGAGAAGAGAAAGAGGCAGAUGUAUUACACAGUAUAUAACAAAACGCUAGCUGAACAAAAAAACAUGGCAGAUGUUUCAAUAGAAGCCAGAGCUUGGAAUGAACUUAUGCACAAGGUUCUCGCACUUGACCAAUGCAACAUAUCCUUGAAAGCGCCAGAAGUAAUGCCUGCAGGAUGACCCAUGAAGUAAUUAAGAUCCAAUUGCAUUCCACAAUGCAAGUUCUUUAAGUUCCUUAUGAUAGGGUGAAUUUACAGAGGCUUAAUGGUCUUCCUCAAGCAGAGCUAUUUUGCACUCUUGAGCAAUUCAGGCAGUAUAAUGUGGAUAAAUGUGAGGUUAUCCACUUUGGUGGCAAAAACAGAAAAGUAGACUAUUAUCUGAAUGGUGGCCGAUUAGGAAAAGUGGAGAUGCAACGAGACCUGAGUGUCAUGGUACACCAGUCAUUGAAAGUAGGCAUGCAGGUGCAGCAGGCAGUUAAGAAAGCGAAUGGUAUGUUAGCAUUCAUAGCAAAAGGAUUUGAGUAUAGGAGCAGGGAGGUUCUACUGCAGUUGUACAGGGUCUUGAUGAGACCAUACCUGGAGUAUUGCAUACAGUUUUGGUCUCCUAAUCUGAGGAAAGACAUUCUUGCCAUAGAGGGAGUACAGAGAAGGUUCACCAGACUGAUUCCAGGAUUGUCAGGACUUUCAUAUGAAGAAAGACUGAAUAGACUCGGCUUGUACUCGCUAGAGUUUAGAAGAUUGAGGGGGGAUCUUAUAGAAACUUACAAAAUUAUUAGGGGAUUGGACAGGCUAGAUGCAGGAAGAUUGUUCCCGAUAUUGGGAAAGUCCAGAACAAGGGGUCACAGUUUAAGGAUAAGGGGGAAAUCUUUUAGGACCGAGAUGAGAAAAACAUUUUUCACACAGAGAGUGGUGAAUCUCUGGAAUUGUCUGCCACAGAAGGUAGUUGAGGCCAGUUCAUCGGCUAUAUUUAAGAGGGAGUUUGAUGUGGCCCUUGCGGCUAAAGGGAUCAGGGGGUAUGGAGAGAAGGCAGGUACAGGAUACUGAGUUGGAUGAUCAGCCAUGAUCAUAUUGAAUGGUGGUGCAGGCUCGAAGGGCCGAAUGGCCUACUGCACCUAUUUUCUAUGUUUCUAUGUUUCUAUGAGGAAAACUGGUUGUGGACAGAAAUUAAAAGCAACGAAUGGGGAGAUGAAGGGGAUAAAAUCAAGAGCGGGGUGAAAUUCAGAGUGAUGUGGAGGCAAGGGGAAAUAUUUAAUGGUGUGUGGAAACAGACCAGUAGACAAAAGUGUGACAAUUAAAAUAAGGGGUAGUGAUUGCACCUCCUGCCAUAGAUAGCUGAUUUUUAAAAAUGCAAUAAGGGUUACUGACAAUACGGUGUGUGAAUUAUUAAUGAUAUAAGCAAUACCCCAAUGGCAUCGGGACAUCAUUUAUAAUAUGACUAAUGUCUCUUUAAAUCAUACUUGAUUUACAACUUUCAACAUACCGUAUGUUCCUUGUUGAACAGGACAUUAUUAAUGCAGAUCAUAAACUGCAGCUUUUUGAUCCUCUUUCUGUCAUUCAGCCAUGAAAAUAAUCUACAACAUGCCCAAAAUUACAUGUUAUAUGCAGUUUAUCUCUAAUUAUAGAUGCAAAUGACUUUUUCCCUAAUUCAAUUGCUCAGGUUAUUUCUUUGGUGUUAUAAUUUCUUAUAAUUCAGAGCUAUAUUAUUGUAUAGCUUUAAAUUGAUUAACUUUAUUAACUUAAAUAAAGGACUUCCCCAACAGAUUAUGAAGAAUGGAAAAGAACAGAAUUUCUACAGCAAUUCAUUUGCUGAUUUCUUUAAUGUUUAUUUUAGUAUACUUCUUGGUAAAAUACAGUAUAUAAAUUCCAAUAUGGUCUUUGUAAAAAUAAGGAAUAAUAAAACGAGUGAACAAAAUGACAAGUUUAGUUGAAUUCAACAGCUUUAAAAUAGUUUCUGAUACUAAUUUGUUUUUUUUAAUUUUAUUUCAUGUCAAUUAUUAAUAAUUAUAACAAUGGAAAAUGUUUUUUAAAUUUUGUUUAUGGUGUUUGGACAUGCAUUUAUUGAAAUAAAACAUGUUAUUUUUGGUUGUUUAAAGCAUGUUUUAUCUAUUUGCUAGAAUUAGGUUUUGUCUUUUGAUGAUUUAAUUUAUACUGAUAACAGGAUUAGAUGUUUGUUUCAUUUUUUGUUAAAGAAUAAAGAACAAGGUGAAAAAAAGUGGAAGUGAAGGAUGAUUGUUAUUGAAAUGUGUAAUGGUGGUCUAGCAUAUAAUUCAAAGUUCCCUCAAAAACCUACCAAUACCAUUCUUCCAACAAAAUCAUGUCAAUACAUGAUUUGAUACAUAUUACUAUCAGGCAUGUGUUUUAAAUGGAAUUAAGGGAGUAGAAAAAUGAAUAAAGUAAAUAGAAAUCCAUUCGAAAAGCAGCAACCCCUCAAAUUUAGCAGAAAUAUUAUUGUGAUCUCAAGGGGACAUAUAGGGCCUACAGUUAUUCAAUCACUUGUAAGCAUUCACUGAAUUUGUUUUUAGUUUUAGCAUAAAAUGAAACUGGCAGAUUUGAAUGUUUUCUGUCCAUUUUUGUUCUUGUGCUGUGUACACCUUGCCUUUAACAUGCAACUAGUCAGAAACAAUGUAACUGGAAACUGUCACUACAGCAGAUAUAAUUGUGGCAAAGAAAAACCAUGUGAAAUCAACAAAAAAGAGUGAAGAGAUGCUAUGUGAAAUUAUUAUGUAAAUGGUGUCAAGUUAGGAAAAGGGGAAGUACAACAGGAACCGGGGGUCCUUGUUCAUCAGUCAAUGAAAGUAAGCAUGCAGGUGAAGCAGGCAGUGAAGUAAGCAAAUGGCAUGUUGGCCUUCAAAACACGAGGAGUUGAGUAUAGGAGCAAAGAGGUCCUUCUGCAGUUGUACAGGGCCCUAGUGAGACCACACCUGGAAUAUUGAGUGCAGUUUUGGUCUCCGGGUUUGAGGAAGGACAUUCGUGCUAUUGAGGAAGUGCAGCAUAGGUUCACGAGGUUAAUUCCCGGGAUGGUGGGACUGUCAUAUGCUGAGAGAAUGGAGCGACUGGGCUUGUAUACUCUUGAGUUUAGAAGGAUGAGAGGGAAUCUUAUUGAAACACAUAAGAUUAUUAAGGUUUGGACACGCUAGAGGCAGGAAACAUGGUCCCGAUGUUGGGGGAGUCCAGAACCAGGGGCCACAGUUUAAGAGUAAGGGGUAAGCCAUUUGGAACAGAGAUGAGAAAACACUUUUAAAGACAAAGACUUGUGAGUGUGGAAUUCUCUGCCUCAGAGGGCGGUGGAGGCCGGUUCUCUGGAUAUUUUCAAGAGAGAGCUAGGCAGGGCUCUUGAAGAUAAUGGAGUCAGGGGAUAUGGGGAGAAGGCAGGAACGGGGUUCUGAUUGUGGAUGAUCGGCCAUGAUCACAUUGAAUAGCGGUGCUGGCUUGAAGGGCCGAAUGGCCUACUCCGCACCUAUUGUCUGUUGUCUAUUGUCUAUUGAAAGUAAAAUCAUUUUUGAGUUAUUCUGAUAGUAUAGAAAUACGAUUAAUUAUAUAUUAUUAUAACUGAUAUAGGACCAUUGUGGGGAAAAAACUUACUUUGUCCAAUUACUUUGUCCAAUUACUGAACUUUGUCAAUAAUGUAGCUUUAAAAUAUCAAAUAAAAUAGUGUGGGAUGUUAUUAUUAAUGUGCAGAGGAAUUUGCAUUUCUGUGUGUUCAAUGUAAACAACUAAAGCUUCAUUCGUAGGAAAGAUGAUAAGAAAACUGAGUAACUAAGUGGAGUAAUAACCUAUUAUGUAUCAACUUUAUUUGUAUUAUUUGUAUUUGAGAGAAAGUUCCAUUUCAAUAAAAUGAUUACAAGGAAAAUUAUAGUGUUUGUCAUACUUCCAAGGUCAGUUAUUGUUUCUUCAUGAAACCUUACUUAUUUUUGGCCAUGUAAUAGUUGUACCUUUAUAGGAAACAACCUAUCAUCUAACCUCCCAAGUAAAUAAAAUAAUAGCCAUAUUUAUGGGGAGGAAUGAGUCUUUGGCUGCUCAUGCUAUAUGUGCUGUAUGCUGUUGGAAUCUGACCCAUUAGUUCCAUUCACCUCUGUCGAAUGGAUGACCUUAAAAUUUUCAUAUAAUCAAAUCUAUUUGCCACAGUUUUGUUUAUUCAAAUAAGCAUCCUGUGUUUGCAACUUAAUGUUGCCAUUCACACUGUGCACAAUUAACAAACCAGUACAUGGCUUUGUAUCUCUGCUCUCAUUCUUCAAAAUGCCAACAGAUACGCAGCCAGUUUCUGCAACCUUCCUUCAUUAGCCAACAGGCAUAUUGUCAGUAUUACAUAGAAACAUAGAAAAUAGGUGCAGGAGUAGGCAUUCGGCCCUUCGAGCCUGCACCGCCAUUCAAUAUGAUCAUGGCUGAUCAUCCAACUCAGUAUCCUGUACCUGCCUUCUCUCCAUACCCCCUGAUCCAUUUAGCCACAAGGCCCACAUCUAACUCCUUCUUAAAUAUAGCCAAUUAACUGGCCUCAACUACCUUCUGUGGCAGAGAAUUCCAGAGAUUCACCACUCUCUGUGUGAAUUUUUUUUUCCUCAUCUCGGUCUUAAAAGGUUUCCCCCUUAUCC